Messenger RNA from Arctia plantaginis, 402 nucleotides. Lineage: Eukaryota; Metazoa; Arthropoda; Insecta; Lepidoptera; Erebidae. The record is from the annotation of a GenBank genome assembly.
AUGUCCGUUUAUCAUGAUGAAUUUAUUUCGAAGAAAGAUUUAAGGCGUGAUGUACUGAGAGACUUAGAUGGUUAUGAACCUCACACUUGCUUUCAAGACUACAUUAGAUGCUGCUGCUCCAACGAGUCACGAUUGGCUGACUCCUCGGUAAGCGACACGCUGCCUGAUUUCAGCAACGAGAUCAGUGAUGUACCAUUCGAACGAGACCGGUUUAUGGAUAUUUUGCAACCUUGCUCCACAAGCGCAGAGCUUGCCCCAUCCGAAAGGGAGCCAGCCACGAAUAUCUACAAAAAUACAAAGGAAAAAUACGGCCAAAGAAAAGUCAAUUUCCAUUGCGGAAUAGAUUGGAGAUUCGGAACUAAUACAUCAGUAGCUAACCACCACUCUAUGGAAGGUAAUUAG